GGAGAAUGAGGCUUACGGGACAACUAAUCGAUUGUGCCAAAUCUGAAAAAAUGCUAUUCAGGGGAUGCCGGGAGAAAACUUGUUCUUGAUCUGAUUCUUGUUCUGGUUCCUGUGCUUCUUUUAAGCUUUCUCGAUCCAUUAAAAGCAGGAAACAGCGAAAAGGAAACUACAGGCAGCGUUACAACAGGCACCGACGCCAAAGAUGGAUUACAUUACUAUCCCCGAUGACACUGCUUCCAAAUCGCUCAAGAAGACGUUAUGGAGAUUGAAGACAGACGUCGUCAACAACCACAGGAACAUGCGCAAGAAGCUGUCGUUUGCAACCUUUGCGUUCUUCUUCCUUUGGUAUUUCAUUGCUCCGAUGUUCACAACUAGCUCACGCCAUACCCACACAAACAAUGGUACGAAGUUGUUUUCUUCAGACACAGCCAACUUCAACAUGAAAACACACUUUGACCCGCUAACCUAUAUAUACAACAGACUUCCUGCCAAUGCGCCGCUACGUGCGCAAUUGGCGUUCCAGUUCCCUUACGACGAACAUAGCUCGAUUCCAAACCAUAUUUUCCAGACGUGGAAGGUUGCUGCUGACGACAGCCAGUUCCCAAAACACUUCACGAGACCAUACCAGUCAUGGUCAAGCAAGAACGAGAACUUCACGCACACGAUCAUUACAGAUGAUAUGAUCGACGAAUGGAUUUUUCAAGAAUUCGCAAACGUCCCGGCGGUCAUUGAGGCCUGGAAACUCAUGCCUAGAUUUAUUUUAAAGGCCGACUUUUUCAGAUAUCUCGUCAUCUUUGCUCGUGGAGGAGUUUACUCCGAUAUGGACACAUUAUGUUUGAAACCAAUUAACGAGUGGGCGAUAUUCAACCCGAAGUAUCUUCCUUCCAACAGCAGGCUGAACGCCAUAGGGUGCGCUAUUGGCAUAGAAGCAGACCCGGAUAGACCAGAUUGGGCUGAGUGGUAUGCUCGUCGGAUUCAAUUUGUCCAAUGGACCGUCGUUGGAAAGCGUGGCCACCCAUUUUUACGUGAGUUGAUUGCCAGAGUUGUUGAGGAAACUUUGAGAAAACAGAAGCAAGGAAUGCUAAAACGCGUUGAAGGUAAGGACACAGGCGGUGAUGUCAUGCAAUGGACAGGUCCUGGUAUGUUCACAGACACCUUUUUUGACUACAUUAACAACAUUCAUACAGACGGGAGUUAUGGUGAUGGGUUUGGUAUCGGCACUAAAUACUGGACCGAUGGCAAGAAAUACUCCUUGAAACAGCAGGAGUUGAAUAGUGAAGGCCUGCCUUUACACUCAACCGACAUGGAGAUCAAUUGGUUGAACUUCACAGGUUUAGAAAAGCCUACAGUUUAUGACGACAUCAUGAUUUUACCAAUAACCAGUUUUAGUCCAGGUGUUGGACAGAUGGGAAGUAAGAGUCCUAAACAUGAGCUUGCCUUUGUCUUGCAUAUGUUUGAAGGAAGUUGGAAAUCAUAAAUAUUCUUUCUACUUCUAGGCUUUUGGGUCCAUGCUUACGUUGCUACCUCCAAUGUUCUCAACCAUCGUUAUCAACAAAGAAGAAUAAUCGAUUAUACCCUUAGAGCUCAUAAAGCACCCAUUUCGGAAGAACCC
Pichia membranifaciens NRRL Y-2026 is the source of this 1612-nucleotide messenger RNA. RefSeq lists its product as hypothetical. NCBI's taxonomy places the organism in Eukaryota, Fungi, Ascomycota, Pichiomycetes, Pichiales, Pichiaceae. Gene Ontology annotation, biological process: protein N-linked glycosylation. The transcript has a single exon. Gene Ontology annotation, molecular function: alpha-1,6-mannosyltransferase activity. Gene Ontology annotation, cellular component: mannan polymerase complex. The coding region runs from base 203 to 1477 and encodes 424 amino acids. The record is from RefSeq and is a predicted model, not a curated record.